Messenger RNA from Lates calcarifer (barramundi perch), 1127 nucleotides. Its product is annotated as GTPase IMAP family member 2. Gene Ontology annotation, molecular function: GTP binding. The record is from RefSeq and is a predicted model, not a curated record. The transcript has 4 exons. Lineage: Eukaryota; Metazoa; Chordata; Actinopteri; Centropomidae. The coding region runs from base 99 to 671 and encodes 190 amino acids.
AGGAGAAAACCAAGCGGCUCAAGGCUGAAGGACCACGUCUGCGAUCUCCAAUACAUCCAAGGCGGCGCAGAAACAGCUUUGAAUUCCUGCCACCAAACAUGUCAGAGCUGAGGGUUGUUCUGCUGGGGAACAGCUGGUCUCAGAGGAGUUCAGUGGGGAACUUCAUACUGGGAAAGACUGAGUUCAACACAGAGGAAGAAGCAGACUGCUGUCAGAGAGUCAGAGGACAGGUGGAGGAGAAAGAAAUAGUUCUCAUCAACACCCCAGAUCUGCUGCUUCCUGACAUCUCUGAACACAAACUGACAGAACAUGUAGAAACCUGUGUGAGACUCUGUGAUCCUGGACCUCAUGUGUUCCUGCUGGUUCUACAGCCUGAAGACUUCACUGAGGAACAGAAGGAGAGGCUCUGCAGAGUCCUUCAACUCUUCAGUGAUCAAUCAUUUGAUCAUUCACUGGUUCUGAUAUCAACACCCAGAGAGGAGAGGGCAGGCUUCAUGCAGCAGUACAGGCAGCAUCCACCAUUAAAACACAUGAUCAGAGAAUGCAGAUACAGAUAUCUGUGGAGGAAGGAUCUUGAACUUCCAGAGCUGUUAACACGGUUGGGUCAGAUUGUGGCAGAGAACAAUGGAGAACAUCUGGCUUUGAGUUCACCAGGACCAUCAGUGGACUGAAGUGAAUCAGACUGAAGUGAACAACAAGAGAACAGCUGACUUAUUGUAGCUGCCUUCAGCCUCCUGCAGCUCCUGAUCAUCUCUGCUGAUCUUCAUUGAUCAGUAGCAGCUGUAGUUUUCUAUCCUGUGUGUUCACAGACUAAACAGAGUAAGAUCUCAGAUACUGUGUAUAAGUUUGUUUCAUGAUGUUUGGAUUUGGAUGUUUUGGGUCUUUUUGUACAGUCAGCAGAUUGUUUAGUGUAACAGUGAUUCUGAUGCCAAUUAAUACUUAUGAGGGAUCAGUGUCUGCUGGGGAUCUUUAAACUUUUGUAUUUAGCAAUAAUUGAUUUUCAUAGAACAAAGGAGUAUGUGUAACUUUUAUGGACAUUUUAAAGAUGGAUUUUGUGUAUAAAAAUAAGUGUAAGAUUUUAAAAUGUUUUAAGUGUUUUAAUAAAGUACAGUCAUUUAUAUUCAUUA